UUUUUUAUAAUUCUAGUUUUUCUUAGAAUGACAUUGAAGUUAUCUCAGUUCUUUAUUCAUUCUGUUGCUGGGACCCAACACCGCAUCCUCAGUUUAAUAAUGAAUUUCAGCUUGAUAUUCAUGGUGAUCAUACAUACUUUUGCAACUGUGUGGAAAUACAUCUGUGUGGGAUGCGAUGGACCAAUCAAAAUUGAAAUCACCUAUAAUUGGAUUAACCAAAGACAAAUGUGGAUACUCGCUGAAAAGAGAAUCUUUUCAACAUGGGAUCUCUACGUCGUUUGCGUAUUUUAUACAAUUGGCGCUCUUAGUAGCACUGGAUAUGGUGGCCCUUCGUCAAGAAACGAUACGGAACAAAUGGUUAUAAUUGUAAUAAUGCUAACUGGGACUUUCUUGAUUGAGGGAAGUUUCUUGGGACGCAUGGAUCAAAGUAAUAUUCCAAAAGGACUGGAAGUGGAUAUUAAAUUGUAUUUCAUGAAAUAUUUGCGUAAAAGAGUUGGCUACAUCGAACCUUCGGUCUUCUCGGAACUGCCAUUUGGUGUAAAAAAUCAGGUGUAUUUGGAUAAAUAUUGGUUCGCUCUGAAUAAGUCAUUCCUAUUUGUCGAUGCUCCAGAUGAUUUAAAAAGGGAAGUUGCCAGCAAGAUGCAAACAAUUACGUACAGCGCAGGGGAGACAGUAUUCGCGUUAGGCCAUAACAUGAAUAUGAUGAUAUUUGUUGCAAGAGGUUCCGUGGAAAUUUUAUCAAAUGAAGAUACCAAAACGAAGAUAUUAUGUUUGGGAAUGGGCACGUCCAUAGGCAGCAUCAAUUUAUUAUACAAUCGAGUGGCUACGCACGAGAUUCGUGCCUCCACUUACUGUGUGAUUCAUGUUCUUCGAAGGAUACAUCUUUGGCAAAUUAAUGUUUUGAGGUAUCAUAAUAAUAGGUACACGGCCCAUAUAUUACUAAAAGCCAAGAUGAAAAUAGCUAAAAUUAAAAUGCAUCGUGAAGCGAAUAUCGUUCCAAUUGAGCUUGAAGAUGUCAAGAGUAGGAUUCCAGAAGAAGUAGACAUAUGGGCUAAUAUGGGAGAUCCUUAUAUAAACCAACCAUACACAAUGAGCAAAGUAGCUGAAUUGAGUACAACUGACAAAGUGUUCGUAAGAUCCACUUGGCCUUGGCUUUUUCAGCCCCAUUCUGAUGUGAUUAGAUAUUGGGAUACCUUUGUCUGCGUCACCAUCAUUUUCGUAAUCAGCCUGUACCCAUAUUACCUUACAUUCAUUCCCAGAGACGAAUAUCCAUUCGCGCUCUACAUGUUCCAAGUGUUUGCUAGCCUAGUCUACAUUAUGGAUGUACUAAUUUACAUAUCGAUUCCUGUGGUCUACGAAGAAGAAUUGGAAACAUCAAUCAAAAAUAUCUUUAUCAAACGACUCCGCUCUUGGAUUUUCCUGCUAGAUUUGCUUGCGGCAAUACCGAUCGUCACUAUAAAAGGAAUAAUAGAUCAAAUUACGUACAUCGAUUGGGAGUUAAUGGCAGUAAUGCAAUACAAUGCCCUCGUCAAGUUCUUUAAGGUCAGAAUUAUGAUCCCAAAAUUACAAUUCUACUUUAUAAUUUGUAGAUACUACUAUUUCUCACCAACUUGGAAAAGUUGCUGUACGUCGAUAAGAAAAUGAUCAUAUUUUCCAAAUUCGUAAUUGUCAUCUAUUUUGCCAGUGCCAUCACAGCUUGUAUUUACCAUAAAACUUUCUGCAGAUUUCUGUAAUUAAUUACGUUCGUGU
Molecule: messenger RNA, 1749 nt
Organism: Nicrophorus vespilloides
Lineage: Eukaryota; Metazoa; Arthropoda; Insecta; Coleoptera; Silphidae
Product: potassium voltage-gated channel subfamily H member 5-like
Exons: 11
Coding region: 28-1644 (538 amino acids)
Biological process (GO): regulation of membrane potential; potassium ion transmembrane transport
Molecular function (GO): voltage-gated potassium channel activity
Source: RefSeq, a predicted model, not a curated record